CAGCUUCAGAAACUCAACAUAAACUCUGAAGCUUCAUCACAUUUAAUCUUUUUUUUCCUGAUCAACAAACAAAAACAACAAAAUGCUGCGACGGUGUGUCAUAUUGCUGCUGUUUGCCAUGGUUACCGUGUGUCUUUCAGCUCCUGUCCCAGAGGAGACGUCCACAGCUGACGGAAGAGUUGCACCGCUGCUGGAGCACAUGAACAAAGACAGCAGUCAUCAUCAUCACAAUCAUCAUGGACAGGUUUCUACAACAGAGGACACGACCCAAGAUCCGACUGAGGAACCUGGAGCAGGUUCACAAGACCGUAGUAACGGAGACGAUUCCAUGACAGAGGACAUAGAGGAGAACAACACAGCUGGAAGUGAUGUUGACUCAAAUGAUGCUGACUCUGACCCUGUCUCUGAAGAUAAUGGUAACAACAGCCAGAUCAAUGACAACAGCGAGGCCGAUGACGACAGCCAGGCAGAUGACGAUAGCCAGGGCAAUGACAACAGCCAGGGCAAUGACAACAGCCAGGGUAAUGACGAUAGCCAGACCGAUGACGACAGCCAGACUGAUGACAGCCAGGCUAAUGAUGAUAGCCAGACCGAUGAAGACAGCCAGACCGAUGACAACAGCCAGGCUAAUGACAAUAGUCAGACCGAUAACGACAGCCAGACCGAUGACAACAGCCAGGCCAAUGAAAAUAGCCAGGCUAAUGACAAUAGCCAGACCAAUGACCACAGCCAGACCGAUGACCACAGCCAGACAGAUGACAACAGUCAGACCGAUGACCACAGCCAGAGAGAUGACAACAGCCAGACCGAUGACGACAGCCAGGGCAAUGACAACAGCCAGGUAGAUGACAACAGCCAGGGCAAUGACAGCAGCCAGGCCAAUGAAGAUAGCAUGGCCGAUGACAUUAGCCAGACCAAUGACAACAGCCAGGCAGAUGAUGAGAGCCAGGAGGAGGGGGCAGAGAAAGAGAGUGAGGAGGCUAUUAAUGAGGACAAUGGGGAUUCUGAGGAGGAGGCAGAAGUGAAAGAGGAGGGGGGGGGCGUGACCUCAGAGGAGAGCAACACCGAAGAGACAAAUGACAGCACAGGCACUGAUGAAGUCAUGACUGAACCGUCUAGUGAUGACAGCCAGGCUGACGCUGACGCUGACACUGACGACACUGAAACUGAAAAUCCAGACAGCAGUGACUCUGACAGCGGUAACAAUGAUGAGGAGGUUGAGGACAACUCUGCAAAGUUAGAUACUGAUGACUCUGAGCCAAGUCAGGAAACUGAGGUCUCUGAGGAUGAUGGGCAGGAUGACUCUGAGAUGUCGGAACCUGAUGAGUCCGAGCAGCAAGAUCCAGAAACUCCCAUCUCUGAGGAUGAUGGGUUGGAUGACUCUGUAAUGAUGGAUCACGAUGAGUCUGAGAAGCAAAGUCCGGAAACUCUCAUCUCUGAGGAUGAUGGGCAGGACGACUCUGCAAUAUCAGAUCCUGAUGAGUCCCAGCAGCAAAGUCCAGGAACUCCCACCUCCACUGAAGCACCAUCUGCUGACCAACCAGACCAAUCAGACCAACCAGAUGAUUCCACCUCUUCCACGACAAACGCAGCGAAUUAGAUACUCCGCUGAUGAACUGUGGACACUCACCACCUCCAGAGCCAUGCCCACAGUGGACAACAGUUGCUAUUACAACGACAGCAACAAAAACAACAAAACGAUUCCACCUUUAUCUGCAACUAAACUUGGACCUUCAGCUUCCUGUUGCUCUGACCCCUUGCCCUCUGACCCCCCCCCCCC
Epinephelus fuscoguttatus (brown-marbled grouper) is the source of this 1780-nucleotide messenger RNA. It is a transcript of the gene stm, whose product is annotated as starmaker. The coding region runs from base 83 to 1600 and encodes 505 amino acids. NCBI's taxonomy places the organism in Eukaryota, Metazoa, Chordata, Actinopteri, Perciformes, Serranidae. The record is from RefSeq and is a predicted model, not a curated record. The transcript is spliced from 11 exons.